AUGGCUAAAUUCAGCUGGACACCCGACUGGUUAGUCAAUAGAACAACAACGGCGGGACUCAGAGGAAGAAAAUUACGUGCUGCCGUUACAUUCACCGCCACUAUUGGGUUCUCCCUUUUCGGUUACGACCAGGGGCUUAUGUCUGGUAUCAUCACUGGUGAACAAUUCAAUAAUGAUUUUCCACCCACUAAAGACAACAAAACGAUUCAGGGUGCAGUUACUGCCUGUUACGAAUUGGGGUGUUUUUUUGGUGCCCUUUUUGCCUUGAUCAGGGCCGAUAGGAUUGGAAGAAAGCCAAUUAUUAUCGUCGGAGCCAUGAUCAUUAUUCUUGGAACCAUCAUUUCGGUAACGCCCAUGAGACCCCAUUGGCAAACGGGUCAGUUUGUUAUUGGUAGAGUCGUCACUGGUGUUGGUAAUGGUAUGAAUACGGCAACUAUCCCCGUGUGGCAAUCAGAAAUGUCGAGGGCUGAGAAUAGAGGUAGAUUGGUCAAUAUUGAAGGUGCAGUCAUUGCUAUUGGUACCUUUAUUGCAUACUGGAUUGAUUUUGGUUUUUCCUACGUUGAAAACUCCGCCCAGUGGAGGUUCCCUACUGCUUUCCAAAUUGUGUUUGCUGCUAUACUUUUGGGAGGUAUCAUUGUUAUGCCAGAAUCCCCUCGCUGGUUAAUAUCGCAUGAACGUAAACCGGAAGCUUAUGAAGUGUUGGGUUAUCUCAACAAUUUGCCACCUGAUGAUGAUGCUAUUGUUGCCGAAGCUAGUACGAUUAUCGAUGCGGUGAACCGAUUCAGAAACUCGCAAACUGGAUUCAGGGACUUGCUUACUGGUGGAAAGACACAACAUUUCCAAAGAAUGAUUAUUGGUUCAUCUUCGCAAUUUUUCCAGCAAUUCACUGGAUGUAAUGCUGCCAUCUACUACUCAACCAUCUUGUUUCAUGAGACGAUUUUCAAUAGUACCAAGUAUAGGUUAUCAUUGAUCUUGGGUGGUGUGUUCGCCACUAUCUACGCCUUGGCUACCAUUCCUUCAUUCUUUUUGAUUGAUACGGUUGGUAGGAGAAAAUUGUUUUUAGUUGGUGCCAUUGGACAAGGUUGUUCAUUCAUCAUCUCAUUUGGUUGUUUGGUUAACCCUACUGAAGAAAAUGCCAAAGGUGCUGCUGUUGGAAUCUUUUUAUUCAUUGUGUUUUUCGCGUUUACAAUCUUGCCAUUGCCUUGGAUCUACCCACCAGAAAUCAAUCCUUUGAGAACAAGAACUGCCGCAUCAGCUGUCUCGACUUGUACCAAUUGGAUCACCAAUUUUGCCGUUGUUAUGUUUACUCCCAAAUUUAUUGAAAGAUCCAACUGGGGUUGCUACUUGUUCUUUGCCUGUUUCAACUUCCUUUUCGUGCCAGUCAUUUUCUUUUUCUACCCAGAAACUGCCGGUAGAUCAUUGGAAGAAAUUGAUAUCAUCUUUGCCAAGGCUCACAUUGAAGGAAGACAACCAUGGAGAGUCGCUGCCACCUUGCCUAAAUUGUCAUUGCAAGAAAUUGAUGAACAAAGCAAAAGUUUGGGCUUGUUUGAUGAUGAGUUUGACAAGGACAAUUUUGAAACCAAGGAAGACAUCACUGAUAGUUCUAGUAACGAUGGGUUGAGGAACAGAGAGAACGGUAUGUUUGAAAAGGAAUCUCAAAGAUCUGUGAAUGAUGUCACUACGUCCAGAGAUGAAGGUAAGAAUGCUUGA
This is a messenger RNA of Lodderomyces margitis, 1710 nucleotides long. RefSeq names its product STL1. The record is from RefSeq and is a predicted model, not a curated record. Bases 1 to 1710 code for a protein of 569 amino acids. Gene Ontology annotation, biological process: carbohydrate transport; transmembrane transport. Lineage: Eukaryota; Fungi; Ascomycota; Pichiomycetes; Serinales; Debaryomycetaceae. Gene Ontology annotation, cellular component: membrane. Gene Ontology annotation, molecular function: carbohydrate:proton symporter activity. The transcript has a single exon.